Molecule: messenger RNA, 544 nt
Organism: Plasmopara halstedii
Lineage: Eukaryota; Oomycota; Peronosporomycetes; Peronosporales; Peronosporaceae
Product: camk camk1 protein kinase
Exons: 1
Biological process (GO): protein phosphorylation
Molecular function (GO): ATP binding; protein kinase activity
Source: RefSeq, a predicted model, not a curated record
AUGAUUGCUGACUUUGGCUUUGCUCGACCUAUGAAUGGAUCUCGUCGCGGCACGGCUUGUGGUACCCCGGGCUAUGUGGCACCUGAAGUGGUACAGGGCGAGCCAUAUGGAGCAGAAGUAGAUUGUUGGAGUCUUGGAGUAAUUCUGUUUAUCCUUUUGUGUGGGUACCCGCCGUUUCCUGGAGCGAAUCAUGCGACAGUACUUGAUAAAGUUGUCAAGGCUGAGUACAAGUUUGAAGCUCCAUAUUGGGAUGACGUUUCAGAUGAAGCAAAGGAUUUGGUGACGGAACUCCUGGCUGUAGACCGUACAAAGCGUCUCACUGCAUCCGGUAUCCUAGCGCAUCCGUGGAUGGAUGAAACGCGUGCAUCUGUCAUGAGCCUAACGGAUGAAUCGGAAUCAAGAAAGCGAUUUACUCGCAAAUGCUCGGAUUUGUUACCAGCAUUGCACCAAAUGAGAAAGCAUAGCUUGACUCACGGCAGUCCAAAAAUCCGUCCGUCUGACAUGAAUGUGGACGAUAUUGAAUUUGACGAACUGACCAUCAACA